AUGCUCCAAGCGCAGAGCCAACACGUCUUUUCCCACCAGCAUCAGUACCCUCAGGCUGAUCCCUCGUGGCUGCAGCACCAGCAGCAGCAGCAGCAACAACAACAACAACAGCAACAGCAACAGCAACAGCACCACCAGGCCCAGCCGCACUCCCAGCACCAGCACCAACACGCCUCCCUGGUCGCUCAGCAGCAGGCUCAGGUCCAGGCUGCCGCCGCCGCGGCGCAACAGCAGCACUAUGGCCGUCUCGCUAUGAGUGGGAAUGGUGCCGCGAACCCUGCGCAGGGUUCGGGGGGUGUCGCCGGCAUGGGCGGAGAGGGUCUUGCGAAUGCAGUCUCCGUCAUGGACGGUGGCAUCAGCGAGGAGAAUCGCAAGGUCUUCAUCUGGGUGGCGGAACUCCUGGAUCCCGCCCGUCGUGAAACGGCAUUGAUGGAGCUCAGCAAGAAGCGCGAGCAGGUCCCUGAGCUGGCGCUGGUCAUCUGGCACUCAUUCGGUGUUAUGACUGCUCUACUCCAGGAGAUCAUCUCUGUCUACCCCCUUUUGAACCCUUCGCAGUUGACCGCCGCGGCGUCAAAUCGAGUCUGCAAUGCGCUGGCGCUCUUGCAAUGUGUCGCAUCGCACAAUGAGACUCGCACACUCUUCCUGAACGCUCAUAUCCCCCUGUUCCUCUACCCUUUCCUCAACACGACCUCAAAAUCGCGCCCCUUCGAAUACCUUCGUCUCACAUCGCUGGGCGUUAUCGGAGCACUGGUGAAGAAUGAUUCGUCGGAUGUGAUCAACUUCCUCCUGACGACCGAGAUCAUCCCUCUGUGUCUUCGCAUUAUGGAGACCGGGUCCGAGUUGAGCAAAACUGUUGCCAUCUUCAUCGUUCAGAAGAUCCUUCUCGACGAUAUCGGCCUGGCAUACAUUUGCGCGACUUACGAGCGGUUCUAUGCGGUGGGCACUGUCCUCAGCAAUAUGGUCACUCAACUGGUGGAGCAACAGACAGUCCGACUUCUCAAGCACGUCGUGCGAUGCUUCCUUCGUCUGAGUGACAACAGCCGAGCUCGUGAGGCUCUGCGGCAAUGUCUUCCCGAGCCCCUUCGGGACGCCACCUUCUCCUCCGUCCUGCGCGACGACGCAGCCACCAAGCGCUGUCUGGCCCAGCUCUUGAUCAACCUCUCAGACAACGUGUCUGACGGAGCCCCGGCGGCCAUGUAA
Molecule: messenger RNA, 1200 nt
Organism: Penicillium cinerascens
Lineage: Eukaryota; Fungi; Ascomycota; Eurotiomycetes; Eurotiales; Aspergillaceae
Product: Rcd1-like cell differentiation family protein
Exons: 4
Coding region: 1-1200 (399 amino acids)
Biological process (GO): negative regulation of translation; mRNA catabolic process
Cellular component (GO): P-body; CCR4-NOT complex; CCR4-NOT core complex
Source: RefSeq, a predicted model, not a curated record